AAUGCCGACCUCCUGCAGCACAGACGUUGUCGUCGCGCAGGGAUCGUGCCUGCCAAACUCAACAUGACACCCCACACCCCGCGCCGAACUUCGGCCCCUUCGUCUUCCACGCGACUCUCUCUAGAAACAUCAACCGCCAUACCUCCAAAAAUGGCUGACGAUCGACCAGCAUCGCCAACGCCUGAAGAGCGAAAGAAGCUUGACGAGGAAGCCAAAAAGCGUGAAAAUGAAGAACAAAGCAAACUUCCGUACAAAUGGACACAAACAAUCGCCGACGUCGAUCUGGUCUCGCCAGUGCCAGGCAACCUGAAAGGCAAGGACUUUGAUGUGAAGAUCACCAAGACCACUCUCAAAGCCGGCAUAAAAGGACAAGAGCCAAUAAUCGAUGGCACUCUCCCACACCCCAUCGACCUCGACGAAUCCGCCUGGACGCUCGAGACCUCCCCGUCUGGCAAAGAGCUCAACAUCCACCUCCAAAAGGUCAACACCAUGGAAUGGUGGCCGCACGUCAUCACCUCUGCGCCCAAAAUCGACACGUCGAAAAUCCAGCCUGAGAAUUCAAAACUGAGCGAUUUGGAGGGCGAGACGCGCACGAUGGUCGAGAAGAUGAUGUAUGAUCAGCAGCAGAAGGAGAUGGGAAAACCUACCAGUGAUGAACAGAAGAAGAUGGAUAUGUUGAAAAAGUUUCAGGAACAGCAUCCGGAGAUGGACUUUUCGAAUGCGAAGAUCUCGUGA
Molecule: messenger RNA, 735 nt
Organism: Fulvia fulva
Lineage: Eukaryota; Fungi; Ascomycota; Dothideomycetes; Mycosphaerellales; Mycosphaerellaceae
Product: Nuclear movement protein nudC
Exons: 2
Biological process (GO): protein folding
Cellular component (GO): cytoplasm
Source: RefSeq, a predicted model, not a curated record